AAUUGGAAACUUCACACUAAACGCAUUAUAAUGUUCAACGAGGAUAUAGAUGAUGAACCUUUUAUUCCAAAAUACCUUAAAGGCACAUAUAUAGAUAUACAUAAUCAAAAUUCAGAACGUUAUGAUCUAUUAUAUCUGCCAACGCGCUUCGAUGAUUCUUUAUCAAUGUAUAUUGGAGUUGGUUUUUCUGAUGAAUUUGAAAGUCGUCUUAGAAUUUUACCAGGAUGGUAUGAAGGAACAAUGGGAUAUCAUGGUGAUGAUGGAUGUAAAUUUGAUGGAGAAGGUUUAGGACAAAGAUACGGUCCUUUAUAUAGUACAGGAGACACUAUUGGUUGUUGUAUAAACUUUGUAGAUAAUAAUGUUUUCUAUACAAAGAACGGAAUCAAUUUGGGAAUUGCUUUUGAAAAUAAACCAAAUGAGGAUAUGUUUCCUAUUGUUGGAAUGAGAACUCGUGGCGAAAGUGUAGAGGCAAAUUUUGGAAUGAGCCCAUUCAAAUUUGACAUUGACACUUAUACUAAG
Messenger RNA from Scutellospora calospora, 519 nucleotides. The record is from the annotation of a GenBank genome assembly. NCBI's taxonomy places the organism in Eukaryota, Fungi, Glomeromycota, Glomeromycetes, Diversisporales, Gigasporaceae.